Pipistrellus nathusii (Nathusius's pipistrelle) is the source of this 744-nucleotide messenger RNA. The record is from the annotation of a GenBank genome assembly. NCBI's taxonomy places the organism in Eukaryota, Metazoa, Chordata, Mammalia, Chiroptera, Vespertilionidae.
AUGCUGGAGCGAGACGCAGAGGCGGAGGCUGAGGCCACAGACACUCGUCCUGCAGGCCAGGAGCCAGUGACCAAAGGCGGAGCUCGCCAGCAGGGUUCGUCCAAGAAGCCCCCCCAGUCGGCUCCGGGGCCUGCUGCGCCCACAGAGACGCCAUCGCGACCCCGCCGCCGCCCCCCGCCCCAGCGCCCGCACCGGUGCCCCGACUGCAACAAGGCCUUCUCGUACCCGUCCAAGCUGGCCACGCACCGCUUGGCGCACGGUGGCGCCCGCCCCCACCCAUGCCCCGACUGCCCCAAGGCCUUCUCCUACCCGUCCAAGCUGGCCGCCCACCGCCUCACGCACAGCGGCGCCCGCCCGCACCCGUGCCCGCACUGCCCGAAGGCCUUCGGCCACCGCUCCAAGCUGGCCGCCCACCUCUGGACGCACGCGCCCGCCCGCCCCUACCCGUGCCCGGACUGCCCCAAGUCCUUCUGCUACCCCUCCAAACUGGCUGCGCACCGACACACGCACCACGCCACCGAGGCCCGCCCCUACCCGUGUCCACACUGCCCCAAGGCCUUCUCGUUCCCCUCCAAACUGGCCGCCCACCGCCUGUGCCACGACCCCCCCACCGCGCCCAGCAGCCGGGCCACCGCCCGGCGACAUCGCUGCUCCAGCUGCGGCCAGGCCUUCGGCCAGAGGCGCCUCCUGCUCCUUCACCAGCGCGGCCACCACCAGGCGGAGAGCCAGGGGGAGCGGGAGUGA